AUGACUAAGACAGAUCCCGCCCCGAUGGCCCCGCCGCUCAGGGCGGAGGGAGAAGAGGAGGAGGAGGAGGAUGAGCCUGUCCCAGAGCCCCCCAGCCCCACCCAGGAGCGCCGGCAGAAGCCUGUUGUGCACCCCUCGGCACCUGCCCCCCUCCCCAAGGACUACGCCUUCACCUUCUUCGACCCCAACGACCCUGCCUGCCAGGAGAUUCUGUUUGACCCGCAGACCACCAUCCCUGAGCUGUUCGCCAUUGUGCGCCAGUGGGUGCCCCAAGUCCAGCACAAGAUUGAUGUCAUUGGCAAUGAGAUUCUGCGUCGAGGCUGCCAUGUGAAUGAUCGUGAUGGGCUGACCGACAUGACACUGCUCCAUUAUGCGUGCAAGGCGGGGGCCCACGGAGUCGGGGACCCCGCGGCGGCUGUACGCCUCUCGCAGCAGCUGCUGGCACUGGGCGCAGACGUGACCCUGCGCAGCCGCUGGACCAACAUGAACGCGCUUCACUACGCGGCCUAUUUUGACGUGCCGGAUCUCGUGCGCGUGCUACUGAAGGGUGCACGGCCCCGAGUGGUGAACUCCACAUGCAGUGACUUCAACCAUGGCUCAGCCCUGCACAUCGCUGCCUCCAACCUGUGCCUGGGCGCGGCCAAAUGUUUGCUGGAACACGGCGCCAACCCGGCGCUUCGGAACCGAAAGGGACAGGUGCCAGCGGAGGUGGUCCCAGACCCCAUGGACAUGUCCCUGGACAAGGCAGAGGCAGCGCUGGUGGCCAAGGAGCUGCGGACGCUACUGGAGGAGGCUGUGCCGCUCUCCUGCGCCCUCCCCAAGGUCACGCUACCCAACUAUGACAAUGUCCCAGGCAAUCUCAUGCUCAGUGCACUGGGCCUGCGCCUGGGAGACCGCGUGCUACUGGAUGGCCAGAAGACGGGCACGCUGCGGUUCUGCGGGACCACGGAGUUCGCCAGCGGCCAGUGGGUGGGCGUGGAACUGGAUGAACCUGAGGGCAAGAAUGAUGGCAGUGUUGGGGGUGUCCGGUACUUCAUCUGCCCUCCCAAGCAGGGUCUCUUUGCCUCUGUGUCCAAGAUCUCCAAGGCAGUGGACGCACCUCCCUCAUCUGUCACCUCCACACCUCGGACUCCCCGGAUGGACUUCUCCCGUGUCACAGGCAAAGGCCGCAGGGAACACAAAGGUAAGAAGAAGCCCCCAUCAUCCCCGUCUCUGGGCAGCCUGCAGCAGCGUGAAGGAGCUAAGGCUGAGGUUGGAGACCAAGUCCUCGUCGCAGGCCAGAAGCAAGGGAUCGUGCGUUUCUAUGGGAAGACAGACUUUGCCCCAGGUUACUGGUACGGCAUAGAGCUAGACCAGCCCACCGGCAAGCAUGAUGGCUCUGUCUUUGGUGUCCGGUACUUCACCUGCCCCCCACGGCAUGGAGUCUUUGCACCAGCAUCUCGAAUUCAGAGGAUUGGUGGAUCCACUGACCCCCCUGGGGAUAAUGUUGGAGCCAAAAAAGUACAUCAAGUGACAAUGACACAGCCCAAACGCACCUUCACAACAGUCCGGACCCCAAAGGACAUCGCAUCAGAGAACUCCAUCUCCAGGUUGCUCUUCUGUUGCUGGUUUCCCUGGAUGCUGAGGGCAGAGAUGCAGUCUUAGAGGCUCUGGACAUCUGAGAGAGACAGAUCCUCCUCUAGCAUCUCCUGACACAAGGAGCCCCCGAGUCACCCUGAGAUAGAGAUUCCCAGUAACACAUCCAGAAUAGAGACCCCCAUUAGCCAGCCCUCGAUCACUGAGGCCCCAUUAUUAACAGAUUCCCUCAUGAUAACCCCCCAAAUACAGACCCUAUGUUACCCAGAAAGAGAUUCCCUAAGUGUAGUACCUUCAGGCUAGUCCCAACCCCUCAGAGCAGACCCCCCCAAUAACAGAUUUCCACAUCACCCCAAAUGACGGUGACUUUCUCUACAUAAUGCUCCACAGCAGAACAUUCCUGAGUCACUAGUCACUGGAUCAGAACCCUUCCCUGUUAACAAAGGACCCCCCCCGCCUCCACCAUCAAGUCCCCUUGAAAGAAACACCUCCAGAGCAAGAGUAACAAACCCACAUUUAAUAUCAGUCCCCUCAAGAUGUUGUGACCCCCGUGGUCACCCCAAACCCCCUACACUGCAGAGACUCCCUCCAUUAACGAACCCCCCUGCUCUUCCCCUUCAAGAAGAGACCCACAUUAACCAGCCCACUGUCACCCCCAAUUUACAGAUACCAAAACAGUACUGGAAGUGCUAAUUACAGGACCCCCAAGUCUUCCUAUCCUCUGCACCCUCAAGAAACCCCCAGUGCCUUGUACGAAGCCCACCCCAUGCAGCCCACAGCACCUGUGCUGGCCAGGCUCCCAGAAAAUUCUCUAUUUUUAAAGUAAUUAUUUCCCCCUUUGGGGGGACCCCAAAAUUUGGAGGUCCCAUUCUGGGACUCUGAGGAUCCCAAACCCCAGAGUACAUGUCCUAACUCUCCUGUGCCCCCAAGUCCUAGAGCCCCUAAGAGACCCCCCCAAAGCCCUAACUCCCAGGAUCCCCAAAUCAUGGAAUCCCCAAAUCCCCAGGGAAUCCCAAAUUUAAAAAAGCCCCCAGGAAACCUCAAUCAUGGAGGUUCUUGUGCCUGGGAUGGAGGAAAUACGCAUCCCGGGCCCCCAGGGCACCUCAAGCCCUAUUCAUAGGCACCAGGAAACCCCAAACAGGAAUUCUCAUACCUGGAAACCAGAGGACUUCAAUGCCCUGAGUCCAUGGGUCUCAAGACACCCAAAUUCCAAGAGCCCCAGCCCCAAGGGAACCUCAAAUCCUCAAGCCUCCAUCUCAUACAUGAGGGGCAUCAAGGCCUUGAGGGGAUCCCAAAUCCUGGAGUCCCCAUUUUCAAUCUACAAUUCUGGUCACAGGUCCAAAACACCAAAUCUAAGUUACUGGCCCUGAAGGACCUCAGAGUACCCUGGCCAGACUAACAGCCCGACGGAGACCCUGAAGGCCCAGGGGUCCAGGGCAGACCUGGGGCCCUGAAAAUCAAGGACAGCUCACGACUGCCCCUUCACUGCAUGUCCCCAAACUCAGCAUGACCCCUACCCCCUUCAAUAAAGACGUUUCUACGGCUCUCUGUGUCGGGUCGG
Molecule: messenger RNA, 3136 nt
Organism: Physeter macrocephalus (sperm whale)
Lineage: Eukaryota; Metazoa; Chordata; Mammalia; Artiodactyla; Physeteridae
Gene: CLIP3
Product: CAP-Gly domain containing linker protein 3
Exons: 13
Coding region: 1-1644 (547 amino acids)
Biological process (GO): cytoplasmic microtubule organization
Cellular component (GO): cell cortex; microtubule plus-end; nucleus
Molecular function (GO): microtubule plus-end binding
Source: RefSeq, a predicted model, not a curated record